Molecule: messenger RNA, 225 nt
Organism: Diaporthe citri
Lineage: Eukaryota; Fungi; Ascomycota; Sordariomycetes; Diaporthales; Diaporthaceae
Exons: 2
Coding region: 1-225 (74 amino acids)
Source: RefSeq, a predicted model, not a curated record
AUGCAUCACUCCAAGGAUGGACGCCGCCCAGAAGCGGAGAGCCUGAUCAAAAAACAUCACGAUGCCCAGAAGCUUGAAAAGCGUAGGGUGGAGAAGGCCGAGGUUGCCUCCGCGUUCCAUGGCAGAGAUGGACAUCAGAAGGAGCAUGUCACUGUUGAGUUCAAGGACGCCAAUGGCAACCACGUCACUACUCACCAUGUUCGAGGGCCGAGGGACAACAAGUAA